UCAAAAUGGCGAACGACGCUGUGAUUGUCAUAUCUGCUUUGACUGCGGGCCUUGCCUUUGUUUAUUAUCGUUUACGUUGCUAUUUUGCAGGUGGAGUAUGCUCGAAUACAGUCUCGAUGAAAGGGAAGACUGUGAUUAUCACUGGAGCGAACACAGGGCUCGGUAAAGAAACUGCCCUUGAGCUCGCUCGUCGCGAGGCAAGGGUUAUUCUCGCUUGCAGGAGUCUUGAAAAAGGACAUAAGGCAGCUGAUGAAAUCCUUGCGAAGGUUAAAGAUGCAGCAGUAGUUGUGAAGAGUCUUGAUCUGUCAUCUCUGGAGUCAGUCCGUACAUUUGCAGGCGAAAUUUUAAAGGAGGAAGGGAGGUUGGAUGUCCUUAUUAACAAUGCAGGGGUGUAUAUGGACCCUCCUGUACCCAAAACCCAAGAUGGUUUUGAGAUGCAUUUCGGUGUAAACCACCUCGGGCAUUUUUUGUUGACAAAUUUAUUAUUAGAUCUGCUUGGGAAAUCAUCACCAAGCAGGAUUGUUGUUGUGUCAUCAAGCUUGGCUAAAAGAGCCUCUAUUGAUUUUGACAAUAUUCACGGAGAGAAGGGUCACGUGAAACCUGGAAGGGAGUACCGCAUGAAAGGUCCCUAUGCUCAAAGCAAACUGGCAAACAUGCUUUUUGCUCACGAGUUAAACAAAAGGCUUCCUGAUGGUGUGACUGUCAAUUCGCUGUGCCCUGGGUUGUGUUGGACUGAACUUCACCGCAACUCAAAACUAAGCCUGCUGAAAAAAUUGUUCCUGUACCCAAUUGCAACAGUAGUGACAAAAAGGCCCUGGGAAGGAGCUCAGACAAUCAUUUACUGUGCAACUGAGGAUAAGUUAAACCAAGUUUCUGGAGGAAUCUUUGCUGACUGUGAUGUGAAAGAAUUUCCUCCUAACACCAGAGAUGAUGGAGUGGCAAGGAAGCUCUGGGAAUUGAGUGAAACUUUGACUCAGAAGUGAGAACCAGAGGUUUUCAUUGACUAAAGAACAGUAACCUUCUAAAGCUGGGGUUUCACUAAAAGUGGGUUACCUGUGGUCUAUUGCUGCCUGUAACACCUCUCACUGGUGUCUGUUUAGCCUGUGAGCAGGCUUUUGUGUGUUUGGUUUACUACUUACACCAUUUGCAGCUGCUUAUCCCUUUUGCUCCCAAGAUCUCCUUAGUAAUCCUUGUUACUGUCUUCUAUUCAAUUCCUUAAGAUGGGAAGUGGUCACCAUGCAAAUGUUGAUGAUGAAGAGGAAGAGAACUGAUAAGGGGGUAAUGAUGAUGGUCCAACAUUUCUUCACAGAACCCUCCUAACUGGAAACCUCAAAAUGUAAUACGCAUAUAUGUAUAUGUUAUGAUUGAGAAGGGAAUGUGCCUGCCACACCCUGCCGUUUCUGUGACCUCCUCAUCCUAAAGUGUUGCUUUUUUUUUUUAAUAGAAUAAACAGGUUUGUCCAGUUUGAGGGUGAUAAUUGUGACCAUAUUUAAUAUAUUUGGACAAUAAUUACUUAAAUUUGGAUUAAUUUAGUACCCAAACAUCACAAUUCAGAAUGCUUGAGUAAAAAACAUUUAAUAAUUUCUUACAAGAAGGCCUUAGUUAAACUAUAUUGUGUCUUCCUAAUUAUAAUUCAGCAUUUAACUCGAUUCAUGACCAUAUUUGCAUUGUGUAUCUUUAAAGAAAUUCUUCCCUGAUUUCCUGAAGUAAGAAGUCAAUAUUUGCAUGACUUGUUUUAAUAUCAGAUAGAAUAAACUCCAUAAAAUUCUA
Stylophora pistillata is the source of this 1770-nucleotide messenger RNA. RefSeq names its product retinol dehydrogenase 12. Lineage: Eukaryota; Metazoa; Cnidaria; Anthozoa; Scleractinia; Pocilloporidae. The record is from RefSeq and is a predicted model, not a curated record.